Messenger RNA from Malassezia globosa CBS 7966, 612 nucleotides. RefSeq lists its product as uncharacterized. Gene Ontology annotation, biological process: transcription initiation at RNA polymerase II promoter. The record is from RefSeq and is a predicted model, not a curated record. Bases 1 to 612 code for a protein of 203 amino acids. The transcript is spliced from 3 exons. Gene Ontology annotation, cellular component: transcription factor TFIIE complex. NCBI's taxonomy places the organism in Eukaryota, Fungi, Basidiomycota, Malasseziomycetes, Malasseziales, Malasseziaceae. Gene Ontology annotation, molecular function: TFIIH-class transcription factor complex binding.
AUGUCUACCACUUUGUUCCAAAGGUUUAAGCAGCACCCGAAAGUUCGUUAUGAUGAAAAGACGGACCUUUGGAGCUACAAGCCCGACUACGAAGUGCACUCAGCGGGCGACAUUGUCUCACUUCUCCGCAAAAAGUACUACCAUCCGUUUGCUCUUACGUCUGAAUCUUCAGCUGCAGGCAUGCGUGUGGCUGAACUGCGCGAAUCCUAUCCACCAGCACGAGAGGCCAUUGAAGAGCUUGCAAAUGAAAAGCCUGUUGAAAAACGGCAGGUCCUUGUUCUUAGAGGCAAACGCGAUGGAUCUAUCAAGCACGUGUUUUGGAAUCCCAUCCAAGGUGAUCUUGUUAAGCCCAUUGACGAUGAAUUUAAGGAACUAUGGCACAGCCUCAAUGUUCCGAAUGUUGUCGAUCUCGCGACAGACCUUGAGAACGAAGGUCUUUCAGCAACCAAGUUGAUCGAAACAGCGCCCAAAGCAACUUCACAUUCUACUACAGCUGCACAGCGGGGUAAAAAGGGCAAGCGCGGCACAGCUCCACGAAAAUUCAAACUACAGAACACCCAUUUGAAGGGCGUCGAUCUAAGCAGGGAUUUCGUCAAGCCCGGCAACAACUAA